UGAAAUAAUAACCGUUUGCCGCUACAGUUAGAACACGAUUUACGAAGGAAGAAGGAAUAUUAACGACGCUUUUUCUCUUCAAACUUGUCUAAACUUAGUAAAUUGUACACAAUACGUUAUUAGUUUGGUUCUGUGAAGAGAGAUAUGAAGUAAAAAUGAGUAAUACAUUAGAUUCUAUACGACCGUCAGAUAAAAAUCACACUCGUGAAGAAAUGUCAUAUUUGUUUGGUAGAGAUCCUAGUAUUUUAUCUUAUGGACAGAGACCUUGUCCAUCUCAAGAAACAAAGAAAAAUUUACUUUCUGCAUACGAAAUUGAAUUUGACUCAGCAGAGAACAUAGCAUCCUUGCUUUCUGAUACACAGUCCUUAAAAACAAUUAAAGUAUACUUACGUUUAAAGCCAUUUCCAAGAAAAAUCAAGUUAUUACCAGAACAAGAAGAAGCUUAUAAAGUUAUCAAUUCCACUACUUUGGCUACAAAGUUGCCAUGUCUAGAGAAUAACAAUAGUUUUGCAAGAUCUAAAAAUAGUGAGAUCACAUCUAGAACAUAUACCUUCACUCAAACAUUUGGACCAGAGAUAACGCAAUUAGAAUUAUUUGAUCAAGCAAUAAAGCAACAGAUGUUUGAUUUUUUAGCUGGACAAAGUUGUAAUGUGAUGACCUAUGGUACUACGAACUCUGGAAAGUCAUAUACGUUGCAAGGAACUAUCACAUCACCUGGUAUCAUACCACGCGCUUUAGAAUUUGUUUUUUCUAUUAUCACUCCAAAACCUAUACCUUCAUAUAAGCCUGUACAUCAUUGCGAUGCAAUUUUUCUUAAUUCUCUUGAACGAGCUCAAGAGUUAGAAGCUAAAACUAAAUUAUUAAGUUUUAGUUCAGUAGAUAGAACUCAAUAUAUAAAUACUUACAAGCAAAUGCAAACGAUAUUACAAGAAGAAUCACCAUUAAGACCUAGCGAAUGCAGCGAUGCUCAUUAUUCAGUGUGGGUAUCCUUUGCAGAAAUAUAUAAUGAAACUAUAUAUGAUCUUUUGAGUAUUGAUUGUCAAAAAAAAAAAGUGCCUCUAAAACUAGCAACCGAUAAUCGAGGAAGAGCUUUUAUCAAAGGUUUGAAUACUGUUUAUGUUAAUUCUGGGGCAGAGGCAUAUCAAGUUUUAAUGGCUGGCCAAUAUAAUUUAAAAGUAGCAGCAACAGCUUUAAAUGCAAGAAGUUCAAGAUCUCAUUGCAUAUUUACUAUUAAACUAUUGAAGUAUUAUUCUGAGAAUCUAACAGAUUCGGUGGAUAUAAGCACAUUUUCCUUUUGUGAUUUGGCUGGUUCCGAACGUUUAAAGAAAACAUUGAAUAUUGGCGAUAGAUUAAAGGAAGCACAAAAUAUUAACACAAGUUUAUUAGUCCUAGGGAAGUGUUUAAAGUCAAUUUACGAAGGUCAAUUAUCAAAACUAAAAUCUGAACCUAUCGUUGGACCUUUCAGGGAAUCAAAAUUAACAAGAUUAUUUCAAAGGGCAUUAUCUGGCAGAGAACAAAUUGCUUUAAUUGUUAAUGUUAAUCCUUUACCAAAUCUUUAUAUAGAAACACAAAAUGUAUUGAAUUUUGCAGCAAUUGCAAAAAAGAUAAUCAUAGAAUCAAAAGUAAAAGAACAGAGAAAGGCAAAUUCGAGGUUUUCAAAAAUAGUUCAAAAAAGUAUACAAAGUGUGACAAAUUGGGAUGAUACAGUUUUGGAAAGUGCAGAUUCGCUAAAUACAGAUACGGAGACAGAUAUAUUGAAGUUUUCUUCUGAAGAAGAAUAUGAACAUUUAUUAAUAGAAAAUAAAGUAUUAAGAAAAGAGAUUACGGAUCUGAAAAAUAUGGCUUUGACUCGUGACUUCGAAAUUCGUCAAGAAAUGGUAGAUACUUAUACUACCAUCAUUAAGAAGCUUGAGAAUGAUUGGAAGGCUCGUAUAAGAGAUGUUGAAGAACAACAAGAAGAUACUUUGCAAUGGUCUAUCAAACAAGUAGAAGAAUACUAUAAACAAAAAAUGGCACAGUUAAGUAGUAGAAAAAGGCACCGGUCUUGUUUAUCCAACGAAGAUGAUGUUGCUGAUCAAACUAAUGCAUUUGAAUCUGAAAUUUCUCACUUAACUUCUAAAGUAGUGUCUAUGAAAGAUACUAUUCAAGAAUUAAAAAAAAGUAAUCAAGUUUUGAGUAUAGAAAAAAAUAAAGUUGAAUUUGAAUUGAGCUUGACAAAGGAUGAUUUAAAGCAUGCGAAAUGUUUAUUGGAUGCUGCUCAGAAAGAUCUUUCUAAUGGCGAGGAAACGGAAUAUUAUAUAGAAGAGAUUAAGUCACAAUUAUCUUCCAAGGAAGAACAUAUCAAGAAACUUAAAGAAUUUUUGAAUGAAGCAAAAGAAGAAUAUAUUACUAUCACAAAUGAUGCACGAAAAAAAGAAAUUCAAAUAAAAGAACAAGAGGAAUUAAUGGUAGAAUAUGAAGACAAGAUAGACGAAUUGCAAGAACAAUUCGAUCGAGCUAAUUAUUGUCUUGCAGAGCAAACUAAAACUAUAGAAAUAUUAGAGGAUAAUAAUCAGUCAAUGGCGGAUAAAAUAUUUGAAUUGGAAAAUAAAUUGAAAUUAAUGAAUGAAAAGUAUGAGGUUACUUCUUGCAAGCAGGAAAUAUCAGAAAAAUCAGAAAAUUAUGUAACAAGUGAUUCUUGUGAGGAUGUAAUUAUAAAAACAGAAUUAAUUUCGGAAGAUGAAAUGCAAUCAGAAGGAAAAUUAAAUAAUUUGGAUACAAAAAAAGAGAUUUCUGAAGAAAAAAUAAUCCUUGAAUCAGAGGAAAAAAUAAUACAAACACGAUCAACAUCGAAAGAAGAUAAAAGCUGUCAAACUAUUACAUUAGUUACACAAGAAGUAAUCAUGCAAACUAGUAUUUUAGAAAAUUUUUCAAAAGAGAUAUCUGUUCAAACGAAUGAUGAUAUAAAUUACGAAGAAAGGGAGAAAAAAUAUAAAGAACUAAAGGCUAAAUGUAACGAAGUAGAAGCAGAGUACAAAGAGGCACAUGUAAAAUUAGAUGAUGAUCUUAAAAUUAUAAAGGAACUACAAGAAAAGAUUACUGAACUGGAUAUAAAUUUAGAUACAAAACAAAAAGAAAAACAUGAUCUAGAAAUGUUGAUGGAAGAAAAUAAAAAACAACAGCAAGCGUUGCAGGAGAAGUUAGAAGAAUUUAAUCAAAAAGAAAAGGAUAAGGACAAUGAGAUUACAGCUAUUCAAAAAGAACUGAAACAAAUGAUACAAGCGAAGGAUGCUGAAGAAAAAUCAGCUCUUUCUAUGGAAAAAGAACUUAAGGAGACACUGCGAGCUUUGGCCGAUACCAAGAAAAUUCUAUCUUGUAAGGAACAACAAGUGAACAAUUUAGAAACACGUUUGAUAACUUUAGAACAAACUACGAAGUUUUUGGAACUUAUUCAAAAAGAUAAAGAGGAACAGCAAGAAGAAAGGGAAAAAUUAAGAAAUAUCAAUGACAUAUUAAAAGAAGAUCUUGCCACUAAAGAACGUGAGAUGGAAGAAUUUAAAAAGAACAGAAAUGAAACCUUAAGUAAAUAUGAUAAUUUGAUAAAGUCUUUGCAAGAGGAUGUAGACAGACAAAAACGUGAGGUCAUGAGAUACCAAGAAUUAUUUUGUAGGCAAACUACGCCAACCCCAAGUAAGGAAGAAUGUAAAAAAUUGCGAAGUCAAGUUGAAUACUUACAAGAAAGGUUAAAAAAUUACGAGACAUCACAGAAGUCGAAAGGAAAUGAAAAUAACGUUGAAAAUGAAGUGGUAUCUAUUGAACGUUCUAUAAAGAGAAAAGGUAGAAAGAAGGAAGCUCAAUUGUUAGUCCAACCUGAAAUCAUUGAUCUAUCAGGUUCAGAAUCUAAACGCGAUUUAAAGCUUGAACCUCCAGGUAGUGAGCAAACAGAGAGAAAAAGAACAACUCGCAAAAAGAAAUUAUUCAUAGCGAAUGACGAAUCUUUACAAGAUAUUGAUCCUAUUGAAAUUGAAUCUACUCCAUCAAUACCACUUCGUAGUUUAAGAAGUAGAAGAAAAUCCCUGUCACUGUGAUAAAUAUUUCUCAUAAUUAAAAUAAGAGGAUAUACACAAUUUGUUAAUAGUGUAUAUAGAUACCAAACUAUUCAUAAAUAUUAAAGAAUGUAUUAAGACUAUUUUAUUAUUGUAUAUACGUUAUACUACAGGACUACAUACAGAUAAUAACAAUUGAUGUACUUUUAAUUCCUCUGUGUAUAUUCAAUAUUUUAUGAAGAGACCUCAUACAAGAUAAUGAACGUUUGUAAAUAAUAAAAUUUGAUUUCGAUUAA
Molecule: messenger RNA, 4321 nt
Organism: Vespa mandarinia (Asian giant hornet)
Lineage: Eukaryota; Metazoa; Arthropoda; Insecta; Hymenoptera; Vespidae
Biological process (GO): spindle elongation; mitotic spindle assembly; microtubule-based movement
Cellular component (GO): spindle microtubule; nucleus; mitotic spindle
Molecular function (GO): plus-end-directed microtubule motor activity; ATP binding; microtubule binding
Source: RefSeq, a predicted model, not a curated record